Molecule: messenger RNA, 681 nt
Organism: Thelazia callipaeda (thelaziosis nematode)
Lineage: Eukaryota; Metazoa; Nematoda; Chromadorea; Rhabditida; Thelaziidae
Source: the annotation of a GenBank genome assembly
AUGAUGGCAACAUGUGUAUUAUUGAGCGAUUUCGAGCAUCAGUAUUCACUGCAGACUGCUGAAAUCACUGCACGUAUUGGACGAUUGAGUGACCUAGAUAAGAAUGCCCGGAUUGAUGGAAUUUGUCAAAUUCAACGUUUAUUGGUGGACGUUGAGAUUUUGUUGGGCCAGAUGGAGUUAACUGUCAGGGAAUUGGAACCCUCAACAACAUAUGAAAGUUACAGUGCUGAGCGAUCAAAAUAUGAGUUAAGAGUUCGUAGUUAUCAAAGUGAUAAGAAGCAGUUAGACGCUGAACUAGACAAAACAAUUCAGCGUCUAAAAGAAAAUGCAGAUCGCGAUGAAUUACUGACAUACGAUAAUGAAAUCUCGCUUAAUCAACAGGACCAUUUAAUUGAAAGUACCGAAAGAUUGGAAAGGACGUCCCGAAGACUUCAGGAUACUUAUAGAAUGGUAAUUGAAACGGAACAGAUUGGAGCAGAAGUUUUGGAUGACUUGAAUUCUCAACGUGAAACAAUAACGCGGGCACGUGAACGUAUGCGACAAACAGAUACAGAUUUAAACAAAAGUCAUAAAAUCCUAUCCUUGAUGAUUCGCAGAAUAAUCCAGAAUCGCUUGCUGUUGCUCGUUAUUGCAAUAUUACUGCUAUGUUUAUCACUAUUUAUCAUCUAUAAGUCGUUAUAA